AUGGCUAAAUCCUCAGAUGAUAAGCAGUACGACUACUUGUUCAAACUUCUACUUAUUGGUGAUUCAGCUGUUGGGAAAACAAGCCUUCUUCUCCAGUUUGCCGAUAAUCAGUUCAACCACACCUUUAUAGCAACUAUAGGCAUUGACUUUAAAGUCCGUACUAUAGAACUUGGAGGGAAGAGAAUUAAGUUGCAGAUAUGGGACACCGCUGGUCAGGAACGUUUCCGAACCAUAACGACGGCUUACUAUCGUGGUGCAAUGGGUAUCAUGCUGGUUUACGAUAUCACUAAUCGACGUUCUUUCAGCAAUAUCACUACAUGGAUGAAUAAUAUCAGUCAACAUGCUAAUCCGAAGGUAUCGAAAAUGCUACUUGGAAAUAAAUGUGAUUUCGAUCAUUUUAGAGAAGUAAAAAAAGAUGAUGGCGAAGCGCUUGCCAAUGCAUAUGGCAUCCCUUUUAUGGAGACCAGUGCUAAAACGAAUAUUAAUGUCCAAGAUGCGUUUAUGACAUUGACUCGAAAUAUAAAAACCAGGAUUGAGCAGGAAGUAGACCAUAAUAACCUACCUAGAGAAGAUACUAGAAAUAUAAACAGCAAGCGAAUCAAACGUCCAUUGUGGCGAUGUUCUAUUUUGUAA
Molecule: messenger RNA, 633 nt
Organism: Schistosoma turkestanicum
Lineage: Eukaryota; Metazoa; Platyhelminthes; Trematoda; Strigeidida; Schistosomatidae
Source: the annotation of a GenBank genome assembly